Messenger RNA from Myotis brandtii (Brandt's bat), 659 nucleotides. It is a transcript of the gene AANAT, whose product is annotated as aralkylamine N-acetyltransferase. Gene Ontology annotation, molecular function: aralkylamine N-acetyltransferase activity. The transcript is spliced from 2 exons. The coding region runs from base 1 to 603 and encodes 200 amino acids. Gene Ontology annotation, cellular component: cytoplasm. The record is from RefSeq and is a predicted model, not a curated record. Gene Ontology annotation, biological process: melatonin biosynthetic process; circadian rhythm; response to light stimulus. Lineage: Eukaryota; Metazoa; Chordata; Mammalia; Chiroptera; Vespertilionidae.
AUGUUCCCAUGUGUGUGCGUGUUCCCGUGUGUGCGUGUUCCCGUGUGUGUGCAGCCCCGAACCCCCUGCUUUCCUGUGGGGAGGGCUGGGGGUGGACGUGUGGCAUGGUGCCCUCUGAGCCACCCACCGGGGCCUCCGCCCACAGCCUUCAUCUCCGUCUCGGGCGUGUGUCCCCUGUAUCUCGACGAGCUCCGGCGCUUCCUGACCCUGUGCCCAGAGCUCUCCCUGGGCUGGUUCCACGAGGGCCGCCUCGUGGCCUUCAUCAUCGGCUCGCUGUGGGACGAGGAGAGGCUCACACCGGAGGCCCUGCUGCUGCACCGGCCCGGGGGCCACACGGCCCACCUGCAUGUGCUGGCCGUGCACCGCGCCUUCCGGCAGCAGGGCCGCGGCUCCCUCCUGCUGUGGCGCUACCUGUGCCACCUGGGCGGCCAGCCAGCCGUGCGCCGGGCCGUGCUCAUGUGCGAGGACGAGCUGGUGCCCUUCUACGAGCGGUUCGGCUUCCGCCCCAUGGGCCCCUGCGCUGUGUCCAUGGGCCCGCUGGCCUUCACGGAGCUCCAGUGCUCGCUGCAGGGCCACGCUGCCCUGCGGAGGUACAGCUGCUGAGCGGGCUGCGGGGGGUGGGGUCUCUCCAGCCUCCAGUGCCCUGCCCUGGCCUCCCC